CUUGAGAUAAACUUUGAGCGGAUGCUUGGUGUGGGCUUGUUGAAAGAUCUAGAAAAGCUUGAGAAGGAGGAAAACUUCGUUUUGUUUCUAUAAUGGCAGGACACGACCCUGAAAAGUUUGAUGGCAUGUUUCUUGCUAUGUGUCAGCGAUCGGAAAAAGGCAUUGAAGAGGUCCUGGACUGUCUUUUUAGUUUCCUUGUCAGAAAAACAGAUUAUUACACUGGAGGAACUCCAGGGCUGGCAGAAAAGCUGUUGAUGGAACAUUUCAAAAAGUAUGAAAAAAUAGCAGAAAAGCAGAAAGAAGAAAUUAAGAAAGAAAGAGAAGAGCAAGAAAGAAAAAGAAAGGAAAAAAUAGCGAAGCGGAAAGCAGAGGAGCAAGCGGAAAUGGAGAGACUCAAAAAAGAAGAGGAGGAGCCAAAGAUAAAGGAAAUCACAGACGAAGAGGCUGAAAAGAUACAGAAGGAGCUUGAAAAGAAAAAAGAAACUCCUGCUGAACCUGAACCAAAGGAAGAUAAGAAGGAUGAAAAGACAAAUGAAAAUGGAGACAAAGAUAAAGCUGAUGAUGAGGAUGAUGCUGACAAGGGAAAGCUGGAUCCUAAUGUAGGAAACGGAGGGGACAUGCCGAACUACCGCUGGUCCCAAACCCUAGAGGAGAUCGAGUGCCAGUGCUGGUUCGACAAGAAGUUCCCACUUAAAUCAAAAGAUGUUGUGGUGGAAAUCGGUAGAAAGCACUUAAAAGUUGGUCUGAAAGGCCAGCCCCCAAUAAUGGACGGAGAGACAUUUAAUGAGAUCAAGGUAGAGGAAUCAACGUGGACAAUAGACAAUGGGAAAUAUAUCACUCUGAACAUAGAAAAGGUGAACAGAAUGGAGUGGUGGAACAAACUGAUUGUAACUGACCCUGAAAUUAACACCAAGAAGGUCAACCCCGAACCCUCAAAGUUGGCAGACUUGGAGGGAGAUACCCGCGGACUUGUGGAGAAGAUGAUGUACGACCAGAGACAGAGAGAGAUGGGUCUCCCCACCUCCGAGGAUCAGAAAAAGAAAGAGAUCCUCGACAAAUUUAUGAAACAACACCCAGAAAUGGAUUUCUCCAAGUGUAACUUCAACUGAGUCAUCAACACUACAUGUAUUUACAUCUCAUGUCAUUUUUCAAUUAAGAUGGAAAUAUUCGUGUUAUGAAUCCAUUCAAUAGACUGUGAGAAAGUGACACUUGUGAUUAACAAUAUAUACACAUAACAACAUUAUCAGCAAAUACAGUUAUGUAUUAUAAAUAGUUUUUAUUUUAAGUGUAAUGUGUAUAUACAUGAUUGUUUGAUGUAUUACAACUAUAGAUGACAUAAUUAUAGUAAAUAAAUUCAUCAUAACUCAUCAAAAAUUUCUUGUUUAUUGAUAAGGUGAAUUAAAAUUAAAUGUUUUAAUUUUUGAUGUUGUUUAUUGUUGAAUUGUACAUAGCUAUUUUAAUGAGAAAAAAGUUUAAACAAUUUCUGGUUUGAAAACAAAAGUCAUUGUAAUAGUAUGCCAUGAAAAAUGAAUUAAUUUCAUAUACAAAGCGAAGUAUUCCAUACUUUCUUAUAUCACUUUUUGCUCAAUAUUUUAAUAAAACUGUGAAUGAGUAAGAAUAAUGAAUUUAAGAACUAUCAAAUACAGGUUAGCAUCUUUCGUCAGGAAUAUGAAAUGCUUGUAAAUACACCUCAUACCAAGGAAUAGUUUUCAAUAGUUAAAAAUAAGAAAUAAACUUUAAAACCUUAAUGAAUGGAAAUACCGAUAUACUAAAUAUUUAGCACACAUUAUUCAUUGGACUUUUAAGCAAUUUGUAAUUUUUUGUAUAUUUGGUCUGUCUUUACAUUUGAGCUGGAGAAAAGUUAAAAUAAAGAACUGAAUUAUA
Messenger RNA from Magallana angulata, 1884 nucleotides. RefSeq names its product nuclear migration protein nudC-like. Bases 93 to 1109 code for a protein of 338 amino acids. Gene Ontology annotation, biological process: protein folding. NCBI's taxonomy places the organism in Eukaryota, Metazoa, Mollusca, Bivalvia, Ostreida, Ostreidae. The record is from RefSeq and is a predicted model, not a curated record. The transcript has 10 exons. Gene Ontology annotation, cellular component: cytoplasm.